UUGAAUAAUAGUGAAACCCCAUCUUCUUAAAUUGAAAUUAAAAUAUCAGCAUGAACUAUAAUCGUUGGCUGCUUAAUAAGACUGCAUUUCCUAAGUCUGCUCACCGUAAAGAACUUGAAGUACUGACAGCCCUGUUGAUAUAAGCAACCCUGGUGCCCAGAAAGUGGCCUCUAAAUUUCGUUUUCCUUCUAAAAAGAACCAGAGAUUCUUGGAGAAAUGGUUGUUUCUGAAUGUGGGGCAGAAAACGUACAGGAUAAAUCUGGGAUAUCUUUUGCCAGAAAGCCGAGAGGAGUUCAAAGUCUAAUGAGUCAUGUCAAAAGAAUAUAGGAAGAGGCAACGCAGGACACCGCUGGCAGGGGUGGGUGGGGGGAACCUGCUGCUGGGAGAUGCAGCGGCUGCCGCGCGGCUGACUGCGACGCGGGAAGUCCCGGAGCCACGCAGGGUGGUUCUUAAUCUUCUUACUGGAGUCCUUUAUAAAAGGAUGAAAUUCAGAGAGGAAGACACAGAAACUGAGAGAGAAAGCCAUGGAAGCCAGAAGCUGUAAACAAUGAAACCUGGAAAAGAAGGGAGAGAUCAGCAUUUGCCACUCAGUGCCUUGCAAUCAGACAGAGGAGUCUAGGAUCGCCAGCAACCUGUCUUCAGGAAGAAGAUGAAAAAACUGAAUUUGAGAGAACUUGACUUGCCCAAGUUUGCAAAGCUGAUAGUUCUGCCCCAGAAACAACAAGUAUGAAUACUGCAGACAACGGUGUGAACUGCCUAUGUGCUAUAUGUGGGGACAGAGCAACAGGAAAGCACUACGGGGCAUCGAGCUGCGAUGGGUGCAAGGGCUUCUUCAGACGCAGCAUACGCAAGAGUCACGUUUAUUCCUGCAGGUUCAGUCGUCAAUGUGUUGUUGACAAGGACAAAAGGAAUCAAUGUAGAUAUUGUCGAUUAAGAAAAUGUUUUAGAGCAGGAAUGGAAAAAGAAGCUGUGCAAAAUGAACGCGAUAGAAUAAGCACCAGAAGAAGCACGUUUGAUGGCAGCAAUAUUCCUUCCAUUAACAUGCUGGCACAGGCCGAAGCUCUGUCUCGCCAGAUCCCUGUCUCAAGCCCUGGGGCAAGUACUGACAUAAAUGUGAAGAAAAUUGCAAGUAUUGCUGAUGUCUGUGAAUCUAUGAAACAGCAACUCUUAGUCUUGGUGGAAUGGGCUAAAUAUAUCCCUGCCUUCUGUGAGUUACCAUUGGAUGAUCAGGUGACACUGUUGAGAGCUCAUGCAGGGGAACACUUAUUGCUUGGAGCUACCAAGCGAUCCAUGGUGUAUAAAGAUAUUUUGCUUUUGGGAAACAACUACGUUAUCCACCGCAACAGCUGUGAAGUAGAGAUCAGUCGUGUGGCCAAUCGGAUUCUAGAUGAGCUGGUCAGACCAUUUCAAGAAAUUCAGAUUGAUGACAAUGAAUACGCUUGUUUGAAGGCAAUUGUAUUUUUCGACCCAGAUGCAAAAGGACUCAGUGACCCAGUAAAAAUUAAGAACAUGCGAUUCCAAGUUCAGAUUGGUUUGGAGGACUACAUCAAAGACAGGCAGUACGACUCCCGGGGGAGAUUUGGGGAGCUGCUUCUGCUUCUGCCCACCCUGCAGAGCAUCACCUGGCAGAUGAUUGAACAAAUACAGUUUGUUAAACUUUUUGGGAUGGUUAAAAUUGACAGCCUACUUCAGGAGAUGCUACUGGGUGGUGCUUCCAACGAUGCUGGCCAUCUCCAUCAUCCAAUGCACCCACAUUUGUCUCAAGAUCCAUUAACUGGACAGACUAUCCUUAUAAGUUCCAUGUCAACACUGGUUCAUACAGACCAGAUCUCAACUCCUGAAACCCCACUCCCUUCCCCACCGCAAGGCUCUGGGCAAGAACAUUACAAAAUAACUGCAAAUCAAGCCUCCGUCAUUUCACACCAGUCUCUCGCCAAACAAAAGCAAUUGUGAGAGUACAUGUUUGUUUACUUCUGAACGGCACUGCAUAAAUGUGAAAAGUUGCUGGCCUUGAAAUAUCUCAGGAUAGUACUUUUGGCAAACUCUUACCCAAGGCUUCUUCAUGGUGCUGUUAUAAGAGGUUAUCCCAUUCUCUUGUUGAUAUGUUCAUUUGUUCUUUUUGUCAUUGUUAUUGUUUAAACCCUUCAUAUGCAACCAAUGUAUAUGAGUUUGGAUAUGUUUAUAUGGUGUAUUUUUCCGCACUGCCUUGCACUGUGUCUGAAUGAAUUGAAUGUUAUGUACUAUUUUCAUUUGUUGUCUUAAUAUUAAUUUAAGUCUGUAAAUAAUUGCUUUAUCAUAAUGUGUUGCAGAAUGAAGUGUCCUUCUUAGACUGAGAAUUGUAAAUCAGAAAUCCAGGUUAUUCUAAAAUGAACCAAGUUUUUACAAAUUAUAAACCUGCUGAUUAGAAAAAUAAAGCAGUUGUUAUAGAAUAGGGUGUACUUCUUUGAAAAGAGAAUUACUUAUAUGAGCUUUCUGUGACCAAGAAGCACCUCUUUGGCCCACAGUUAAAUAUGCCUAUCUUAAAUUUGGAAAAGUAUAGUCAUUCUAAAGAUAACCAGAUGCUUUUGGAGAUCUGACUGAAUUCAAGGAAGAAUGCUAGGAUCUUAAUAUGCUUUACCAGUUGGGAUACAGGCUCAACUACAGCAACAAAGAAACCCCUGAAACAGUGGCUUAAACAGGAAAGAUGUUUAUUUCUUUCUCCUGAAACAAUCCAUAAGUAGGCAUCCACCAAGUAGACUUUAACACAAGCUCAUAUCUAGCUCUCAGGGAGGCUGGGAGAGGGAAAAGCCUUUGCCAGCUACAACUGCACAAAUCUGGGAGAACUGAUACUGGGAGACAAUUAAUCACCUCCCACACAUGUGUUGCCUUGUUUAAUUUUUACAACAACCCUAUAAGGGAGGUAUCUCUAACUCUUUUUUAAAAAUAAAGAGACCAAAGCUUAGAGGGUUUAAAUAAUUUAACCAAAGUUCACAAACCUAAAGGGUGGGUUAGCCACAUUUGAGCCCAGGUCUGGUUGAUAUUAACCAGAAUCGAUCUUGGUGCAUUGGAAUAAAAAUCUUGAGCUUAUCACUGUGAUUUUUAAAUAUAUGUAAUUGAGUAAUUAUUGAAUACUAUAUCUGUCAUGCUACUUGUAAAAUCCAUUUGUCCACUUUUCACAAGCAUCUCCUCCCCUAAAAUUUUUAAACAAAAUAAUAGAAAAACAACAACCACAACAACAAAAAUCCACUGGAUAGGUUAUGAUGAAAAUAAAAACAAAAUCAAAUCAGUGACUUAGCAAAUUUUCAAAAACCCAAGAAUAUACUUUAAUUUAAUUCCAUACUGAGGGGAGGCCAGGAGUUGUACCUAUGUGAUAUCAUCUGCAAUUGGAACUUAUUUUAAAACAGUUAAUGAUGAGUUGCCACAUGAAGCAGUAACUUCUCUCUCUUUCCUCACUAUAAUGGCUGAACAGGAAAAUACCAACUAAUUAUCAACAAUAUAAAAAGAAAUAACACAAGCUUUCAUUUAGAGAUUAAAUUAAACUAUUUUUUUCUGGACUUUGCAAAAUUUCUAAGAUUGUGAUUGCAUAACCCUCACUUAUCCUACAAAUAAACAAGUUCUGUUAAUGUUAACUGACUUACUAGGUUUUAAAAUCAAAUUGAAUUUUCAGAGUGGAAAAAUAAUUACUUACAAGCUAUCGUUGAUUUAAUAGAAUCAAUAAAAUUCCUUCUAAGUUGGUAUCCUUGUAAAACUGUAAAAUUUUUCUUUGAAACAGAGACAGAGCAGGAGAAAGAGAGAGACAGACAAAAAGAGAGAGAAGGAAAGUAUUUUUUAACCCUUAUUUAAAAAAAAAAAAAUCACUGUGGUAUCCAUUUUAUGAAUAAUAUUUUUGAUGUUUAUAAAUUCAAAUGUCUUUUGUAGGUCUCUGUUUACUUUUAUGUGUUGUUCCCUUAGAAGACACGAAAAAAUAUCCAUAAAGUAUAAAACAUAAAAUUCAUUUUUAGUACACCCUGUAAUUUAACCACAUAAUUUACUAACUAGCUAUAU
Messenger RNA from Choloepus didactylus (southern two-toed sloth), 4023 nucleotides. RefSeq names its product hepatocyte nuclear factor 4-gamma-like. NCBI's taxonomy places the organism in Eukaryota, Metazoa, Chordata, Mammalia, Pilosa, Megalonychidae. The transcript has a single exon. Gene Ontology annotation, biological process: cell differentiation; regulation of transcription by RNA polymerase II; anatomical structure development. The record is from RefSeq and is a predicted model, not a curated record. Gene Ontology annotation, molecular function: zinc ion binding; nuclear receptor activity; RNA polymerase II cis-regulatory region sequence-specific DNA binding. The coding region runs from base 727 to 1953 and encodes 408 amino acids.